Paramecium primaurelia is the source of this 1011-nucleotide messenger RNA. NCBI's taxonomy places the organism in Eukaryota, Ciliophora, Oligohymenophorea, Peniculida, Parameciidae. The record is from the annotation of a GenBank genome assembly.
AUGGCUUCAUAAAAAUUUAUGGAGUUUUUAUCAAAUAAUGAUAAAUUAAGAAUGAAUGAUAUGAAAUUGAUUGAACAAGAAUAAUAUUAUAUCAGCUAAUUAAAAGAUUAAAGGGAAAAAGUAAAAAACACAUUUUAAUGAUAGAUGGAAUUAUUAAAAAUUGAAUUUCUGAAGAAAGAUCAUGUAAUAUUAGAGUUGUAAGAGCAUUUAGAUUAGUUAUAAUAAGAAUGUGAAUAACUUAGAGAGAUUUAUUAAGAACAUGUACAAAAUUAGGAAAAUGAAUUUCAUAGAUUGAAAAAGUUAUAAGUUGAAAAAGAUAAUCUAAUUAAAGAAAAUUAAGAAUUAAAGGAUGUAAUUUAACAUUUACGAUAUGAAAAUGAAACUUUAAAUGUAUUCAAAAUGAUAAAAUUUCAUAGUCGUUAUAAUUUAAAAAUGAUGAUUAGUAAAGAUAAUUAUAAGAAUAAUUGGUUUUAUUAACAGAUGAAAAUUCAAGAUUAAAGUAAGAAAUAGCUAAAUUGGACGAACUUCUUUUUACAUAUGAACCUUUAAAGGAUGAAAAUGAAAAAUUGAAUGAAAAACUAAAAUAUUAUAAAAAUGAAAAACAAAGAUUAUCUUCAGAAUUGAAAUAAGGAAAACUAGAUAUUAAUAAAUAAAUAGAUGAAUUUAAAUAAGGUUAUGUUAAGGAAUUAAAAAAUGAAAUAUCAAGAUUAUAAGAAUAUAAAGAUUAAUAUUAAUCAUUAAAAAUACAAGUUCAAGAAUUGUAAUAAAAAUAUAUUGAAAUAAUUAAAGAAAACAAUGAUUUAAAAUUAGAAAUUAAAUCUCUUUAUGAAAAGGAGGAAAGUGAAAUUAAAAUUAAAUCAGAAAUAGAUAGAGUACAUAUAUUUCAUUAAAUUUAAGGUUAGAUAAGAUCUAAUGUCAGUAAGAUAUUAAGAGACUUUAAAAUUGAAUGAACUAUUUAAUGGCAUGAUCAAUUUGAACAGUUUAGUAAAUUCUAGAGAUCAUUUCAAUUGA